Candida albicans SC5314 is the source of this 2313-nucleotide messenger RNA. RefSeq names its product DNA ligase (ATP). Lineage: Eukaryota; Fungi; Ascomycota; Pichiomycetes; Serinales; Debaryomycetaceae. The transcript has a single exon. Gene Ontology annotation, biological process: DNA biosynthetic process; Okazaki fragment processing involved in mitotic DNA replication; DNA repair. Gene Ontology annotation, molecular function: ATP binding; DNA ligase (ATP) activity; DNA binding. Bases 1 to 2313 code for a protein of 770 amino acids. The record is from RefSeq and is a predicted model, not a curated record. Gene Ontology annotation, cellular component: mitochondrion; nucleus.
AUGUUCAGUAGACUUGUAUCUUAUCGAUAUCCAAUUGGUGUCCAAUUAAAACAAGCAAAUAGGAUCAUGUCAAAUAAGAAACAACAAUCAUUAGCUCGGUUUUUUGGAGGUAUCACACCUCCCUCAGGUUCAAAUUCAACAUCUCCUGAAAAACAACAAUCAUUGACAAGAUUUUUUGGAAGUUCCUCAAACAAUAGUAGUCCGAAAAAGGCAACCACUGAAGCUAAACAGAAAAGAGAAGCUACACCACCUAAAUCGCCACCCCGUUCCAAGAAAGCUAGAAUUGAAACAAAGUCUGAUGAGAGUAGUAGUAGUAGUAGUAGUAAUGGUGAUAUCGAGAUGGAAACAGAACCCAAAUUGGAAAAAAAUAAUGGGUCUGGCAAUGAUGUUCGUAAUGAAGCUGAAGAAUUGAUCAAACUCAGCGAAUCAGAACAAGCUAAACACAGUAAUGAAAAAUUGGGUGUCAAAAUUCCCUAUGCCAAAUUAGCAUCUGUGUUUGAAGCAAUUGAAAAUGAAAGUUCUCGAUUAGCAAUUAUUGCCAUUAUAUCACAAUUUUUUUUGGAAGUUUUACAACAACUGACAAUUGAUAAACUUAUUCGUAUUGUCUAUUUAUGCAUAAAUAGACUUGGUCCUGAUUAUGAACCCGGGUUGGAAUUAGGGUUAGGUGAAACCAUUUUAAUUAAAGCUAUUAGUGAAUGUUAUGGAAGAGAAACAUCGAAAAUCAAAGCUGAUUAUAAAUCUACAGGAGAUUUAGGUUUAAUUGCCCAAAAAUCAAGAAGUUUACAACCAACAAUGUUCAAGACUGCCCCACUUGACGUUGAUACUGUUUUUGAUAAUUCAUUGAAAAUUGCCAAAUCAACUGGGAAAGAAUCUCAAUCGAAGAAAAUCAGUAUCAUCAAACAAAUGUUAACUGCAUGUCAAAUGAAAAGUAGCGAAGCCAAGUUUUUAAUUCGUUCAUUACAAGGGAAAUUAAGAAUUGGACUGGCUGAAAAAAGUAUUAUUGUGGGAUUAGCUCAAGCAUUUGUUAAUUAUGAAAAUAAAUCUAAUAAAAAAAUUGAUCCAUCUAAAUUAGCUGAAGCUGAAGAAAUUAUGAAGGAAGCAUUUUCACGUGUUCCUAAUUAUGAAGUGGUGUUGAAAACUGCUUAUCAAUACGGUAUCUUCAAUCUUUUGGAACAUUGUUUUGUUACCCCAGGGAUACCGUUGAAACCAAUGUUGGCAAACCCUACAAAGUCUAUCGGAGAAGUAUUGGAUCGUUUCCAAAAUGAAGAAUUCACUUGUGAAUAUAAAUACGAUGGUGUUAGAGCUCAAGUUCAUAUAUUGUCUGAUGGAUCCAUCAAAGUAUUUUCAAGAAAUUUGGAAGAUAUGACACAAACUUAUCCUGAUUUGAUUUCUAUUGGUAAGCAAUUUGCCGUUAGUGGUAAUACUAUUUCCAUGAUUUUAGAUUGUGAAGCAGUAGCUUGGGAUAGAGAAGAUCAUAAGAUUUUACCAUUUCAGAAAUUAACUACUAGAAAAAGGAAAGAUGUCAAUGAAGAAGAUAUCAAAGUGCAAAUUUGUUUAUUUGCCUUUGAUUUAUUGUAUUACGAUAAUGAAUCACUUUUACCCAAAUCAUUAGCUGAAAGAAGGAAAAUCAUGCAGGAGAAUUUAUCUCCAAUUGAAGAUAGAUUUCAAUUUGCAACUGCCACGAAUUCAUCUUCCAAUUUGGAAGUGCUACAACAGUUUUUGGAUCAAUCAAUUAAGGAUUCAUGUGAAGGGUUGAUGGUAAAGAUGUUAAAUGGACUGGAAUCGUUUUAUGAACCAUCGAAACGUUCAAGAAAUUGGUUGAAAUUGAAAAAAGAUUAUCUUGAAGGAGUUGGUGAUUCGUUAGAUUUGGUAGUUAUUGGAGCUUAUAAUGGGAAAGGUAAAAGAACGGGAACUUAUGGUGGGUUUUUAUUAGCUUCAUAUAAUGAAGAUUCAGGGGAUCUUGAAACUUGUUGUAAAAUAGGUACAGGUUUUAGUGAUGAAGAUUUACUCAAUUUAUACAACAAAUUGCAUCCAACAGAAAUUGCAUCACCGAAAAAUUAUUUUGUUUAUGACACCAAUAAUUCAAAUGCUGUUCCUGAUGUUUGGUUUGAGCCUAGCAUGUUGUUUGAAGUUUUAACGGCAGAUUUAUCUUUAAGUCCUAUUUAUAAAACAGGUCAUCAAGAAUUUGGAAAAGGUGUAUCAUUAAGAUUCCCUAGAUUUAUACGAGUAAGAGAUGAUAAAGGUAUUGAAGAUGCUACUAGUUCUGAUCGUGUUUGUGAAUUUUACCAACGUCAAGCCCAUGUAAACAAUUGA